UACGCAGUGCGCAUGCGCGCAGGAGGCGAUGACGCUUCCUUUCCAGUCUCAAUGGGGCAUUACCGAACUACUAAGAGUGUAAAAUAGACAUGAAUAACUAGUAGUUUGCCUUUCUGAUUAAAGCGUCUUUCUUGUACAUUUUGAUUGCACUGGACACUCUCGAGAAGCUGAGAAAAUGACAUAUACAAACAAGAGAGAACAUUCACCACACCAAAAUGCUUCUUGAUGAAUUCUGAUGCGUUUUAUGCUGUUGUUUAGCCGGCAGGGGAAGCUGCGACUGCAGAAGUGGUAUACAGCCACAGCUGAGCGUGACAAGAAAAAAAUGGUGAGAGAGCUCAUGCAGGUGGUGCUGGCUCGGAAGCCCAAAAUGUGCAGUUUCCUGGAGUGGAGAGACCUAAAGAUAGUCUACAAGAGGUAUGCCAGUCUGUAUUUCUGCUGUGCAGUUGAAGAGCAAGACAACGAGCUGAUUACCUUAGAGGUCAUACAUCGCUUUGUGGAGCUGCUGGAUAAGUACUUUGGCAGUGUGUGUGAGCUUGACAUUAUUUUUAAUUUUGAGAAGGCUUACUUUAUCUUGGAUGAAUUUCUGAUGGGGGGAGAAAUUCAGGACACUUCAAAAAAAAGUGUGCUCAAGGCUAUUGAACAGGCUGACCUGCUGCAAGAGGAGGAUGAGUCUCCAAGGAGUGUACUGGAAGAGAUGGGCCUGGCAUAGAAUCUACUGAGUUUUAGAAGGGACAGCUUUAGGUACUACUACUGCAUUUGGCAAGGUUAAUGGACUUUUAGAAUAUCUUUGGGGAGGGAGGGUCAAGGAUGACAUGAAAAAGGACACACAGGAUAGAGGGAUGGUUUAAAAGUGUCUAUACAGGUUUUAUACUACUGAGUUCCGCAUGUGAUUGUACUUUUUUCAGCCCCAUUUGUAUUCAUAAUGUUAAAAUAGCUGCGUCUAACCAGGACUCUCUUUCUGAAGACACACUAUACAGAUUAUAGUGUGUGUGAUACAGAUUAGACACUUGAACUCGAUACACAGCCAUUUAUUUGUAAUGAACUGAAAGUGCAUCAAGCCUUACCAUGUUAACAAAAGGAGACAAUUGCACAAUAUGCUUUUAGUCCAUGAGGAGCAGUUAUUUAUUUCUGCAAUCUCAAAUUAAUAUAUUCAGAAAUACUUAGAUUGUAUUUUUGCUGCUCAGGAAGGAUUGGCUGUAACCAUUCAUGCAUGUCUAUUUUUAAAUGUGAUGCAAGAUUAUAAAGUAGAUAACCUAUCAGGCCUGAACUGCUUGCUCUGCAGUAUAGGGACCACACAGUAAAUCUGUGUAUACGUGUGAGUGUAUGCGUUAAAAAAAGUGUGUGUAUGUGUGUUUAUAGUGAGUGGGAGGCGUAUCUGUGCUCUUCCCUUGCACAGUCUACCAUUAAAGCAGUUUUCCAUGAGCCAGAUUUAAAAAUAAACUGUGAUGUGUGACAUAGGAAAUAGAAGAGAAAUAUUGAAUAGGCCUUUGAGUCAGUAGAAUAUUGAAUAGACUGCUGCAUAUGGUCUAUUCAUUCAGUUCUAGUUCUAUGAACCACAUCUGCAAAGUCUUUGAAUGUUUAUUUUAAUACAAGAGGGGAAAAAAUACCCACAAAAUGGUACCUAACCUCUUUCCUGUUUUGUCUGUUUCUACUUCCUGCUUUCCAAAGAGAUGCGUCUGACUGUAAAUGCGUAGUCUUGGAAUAAAAAGGGAAUAAUAUUUGAAUAACUCCUUUUAAAAAAUGAGGGCUUUGGCAUCAUGUGUGACGUAGUUAGGAUAAAAUUUAAAAACAAAAAAGUUUUUUAAUGUAUUGUCUGAAAUAAAAAAAAAAGAAUGUUU
Molecule: messenger RNA, 1838 nt
Organism: Hemibagrus wyckioides
Lineage: Eukaryota; Metazoa; Chordata; Actinopteri; Siluriformes; Bagridae
Gene: ap1s1
Product: adaptor related protein complex 1 subunit sigma 1
Exons: 7
Coding region: 236-709 (157 amino acids)
Biological process (GO): intracellular protein transport; vesicle-mediated transport
Cellular component (GO): AP-1 adaptor complex; membrane coat; intracellular membrane-bounded organelle
Molecular function (GO): clathrin-cargo adaptor activity
Source: RefSeq, a predicted model, not a curated record